AUGCAGAGCGGAGAGCGAGGCGUUCUUCCCAGUCGUAAGGGGGCUUUUCCACACGCUCCACAGACUCGGAACCUUCUGCUUCGCGUGUCUUGGCUUCCGCCGGCGGGUGUCCUCGUCACACCAGCCCCCGCCAUGGCAGCAGAGGGGAAGGACCCGCUGGGAUUUUUCGCCGCUUACGGCAGCGAUAACAGCUCCAGCGCCGGCUCAGACUCGGAAGGUGAGGAAGCUCCUGACUUAGGCCGGCGGCCGCCAUCGCAGACGCAGAGGGGGAGUCCUGAGGGGAAGCCUCCGUUACCCAGGCCGGAGGAGCUUUUCCGUAGCGUGAACCGGCCGGCCUUCCUCUACAACCCCUUGCACAAGGAGAUCGACUGGGAGAGCCGGGUCCUGCGGGCGCCUGAGGAGAGCGGAGAGCGAGAGCGAGAGCGAGGCGUUCUUCCCAGUCGUAAGGGGGCUUUUCCACACGCUCCACGGACUCGGAACCUUCUGCUUCGCGUGUCUUGGCUUCCGCCGGCGGGUGUCCUCGUCACACCAGCCCCCGCCAUGGCAGCAGAGGGGAAGGACCCGCUGGGAUUUUUCGCCGCUUACGGCAGCGAUAACAGCUCCAGCGCCGGCUCAGACUCGGAAGGUGAGGAAGCUCCUGACUUAGGCCAGCAGCCGCCAUCGCAGCCGCAGAGGGGGAGUCCUGAGGGGAAGCCUCCGUUACCCAGGCCGGAGGAGCUUUUCCGUAGCGUGAACCGGCCGGCCUUCCUCUACAACCCCUUGCACAAGGAGAUCGACUGGGAGAGCCGGGUCCUGCGGGCGCCUGAGGAGCCUCCUAAGGAAUUCAAGUCAUGGAAUACAAAUGCUGUACCACCCCCUGAGACUUACAGUGUUAAAGAAACCAAGCCUCCACCACCUCCUGAGCUUGAUAUGGCAAUAAAAUGGUCUAAUAUGUAUGAGGAUAAUGGCGAUGAUGCUCCAAGGCAUACAAACAAGGUCAACUUCUUGCCAGAAGAAGAGCAAGAACAUUUAGAAUUGGAUGAUGAGAAUGAUGAACCAGUUUCAGUUAAGAAACGCAAGCUAGACCCCGAGGAGCAGACAAAGAAGAAAAAGCGAUGAGCUGGACAAAGUUUCACUCCUGAAAACUGUAUUACUGGAUAUAUAGGACAUCUGCUGUGUCUUUGACUAUGGGAACAAGAGAAGAAACAGCAUUGUGAACAAUGCAGCACAUUUAAGGGUCUGUGAAAUAUCAUUCAGGAAACCCUGAAAUGUAUUGGUUGGUAGUGUUGUAGAUUUCAUACCUACUAACCCAAAUGUUUCCAUUAAAAAACCUUUUUAUUAAAACAAUCUUCUUAGAAUAGUAUGGUAAAUAUCUGUGCAAUGCUAGUUAAGGAGAAAGGUGAGAAUGGUUUACUGCACUGCUGUUGUGGUAGAAGGGUUUUUAAAUUAAGAAAUGGCAUUUCUAGGAAACACUUUAAACUAUGUAUUGUGGUAUCACUAUUUUGAAAUGUAUGUAAAGAAUAUAAAUUGGUCACUGAGAAUAAAACUCUGUGUUUGAAGGGUUUCUUGUAGCUUGACUACAAAUCUGGAUACAACCUGGUUAGGAAAACUGCUCUUCGCAGCAUUGAAAAUAGAGUGUUUCUAUAUCUAUAAAUGGUGUGUGUUUGCUCAAAGCUUCUAGUAUGCUUUGGGGAGGAUAUGUCUAGUUUUGUACUCUGAAAGUGCUCGCGCGCUCUCUCUCUCUCUCUCUCUCUCUCUCUCUCUCUCUCUCUCUCUCUCUCUCUCUCUAUAUAUAUAUAUAUAUAUAUAUAUAUGUAUAGAAACAUAUGCCCUUCCCAUUAAUUAUGACCAGUGCGAGGAGGAAAAUCAUAUCUAUGCCCCACCUUCUCAGGAUAUCAAUUGAUGGCAAUGUGGUUUAGAAUCUUCUCUGCUGUGUCUCCCACACUCUGGAGCUGAUGGAGGUCUGCCUGAGCUAGUAUAGGCAGGUACAAACUUUUCAGGCAGACUUUCUAGCUAUGAGUGGACUAGUUUUUAUACUCUGGUUUUGGGUUUUGUGUUUUUUUAAAAAAAAAUAGAGCUUUAUUGUAUUAUGUCAGCUUUAUUGUAUUUUAUGUCAGCUUUUUGGACCAUGGUUUUGGAUAAUUUUGAUCAAUUAAAAAAUUAAUUGUA
Hemicordylus capensis (graceful crag lizard) is the source of this 2148-nucleotide messenger RNA. RefSeq names its product chromosome 4 C1orf52 homolog (gene C4H1orf52). The record is from RefSeq and is a predicted model, not a curated record. NCBI's taxonomy places the organism in Eukaryota, Metazoa, Chordata, Lepidosauria, Squamata, Cordylidae. The transcript is spliced from 4 exons. The coding region runs from base 1 to 1098 and encodes 365 amino acids.